AUGGAUGGUUCACAAUCCUACGUGGUGAACUUGGUUCACACAAGUAUUUCUCGUUUACAAGCCAUGAACUUGAGAAUUUUCAAGAUAGAAAAUAUGAAAAUAGAGCCAAAACUUGUAGAAAAUUUCAUUUCUUCUAUAUAUGGAGACUCAGCAAUUCAGAAAAUUUCAUAUCAAACACUUUCAAUGGCUCCUCUCUUUCUAUUUCUUGGACUUCUCAUUCAUCUGCUUGGAGCAAUAGAUGCGCAAUCUAUAGGCGCAUGUUACGGAAAAAACGGCAACAACUUACCUUCUGAGACAGAAGUUAUAUCUCUUGUUCAAGCAAACAACAUAAAAAGAAUAAGAAUUUAUGAUCCAGAUCAACCAACUCUCCAAGCUCUUAGAGGAUCAAACAUUGAACUCAUCCUCGGAGUCCCAAACGACCAGCUUCAAUCCCUCGCGGACGCCUCCGCAGCAAACACUUGGGUUCAAAGCAACGUCGUUGCGUUUUCACCCGAUGUCAGAAUCCGCUACAUUGCUGUCGGAAACGAAGUACCUCCCGGAGAUUCAAACGCUCCAUUCGUUCUGCCAGCAAUGCAGAACAUUCAGAACGCAAUCGUAUCAGCAAAUUUACAAGGCCAAAUCAAAGUCUCUACAUCAAUCGACUUAACUUUGAUAGAAAAUUCGUCUCCUCCAUCGAACACAAUUUUCACCGCAAACGCGAAUUCAUACAUAAAACCGAUCGUUGAUUUCCUGACAGCAAACGGAUCACCACUUCUUGUAAACGUGUACACUUAUUUCAGCUUGACAGAUCCGAACGUCAGUCUUGAAUUUGCGCUUUUUACUUCGCCAGGAGUUGUCGUGACAGACAAUCAAUAUCAGUAUCAGAAUCUGUUUGAUGCAUUGGUGGAUUCCGUUUACGCUGCUCUUGAGAAAGUCGGCGGUGGGGGUUUGCGGAUUGUGGUGUCGGAAAGCGGGUGGCCUUCGGAAGGUGGAAAUGCCGCGACAGCGGAUAAUGCUGGAGUUUAUUACAGGAAUUUGGUUAAUCAUGUAACGAAAGGGACCCCGAGGAAGUCAGGAGAGGCUAUAGAGACGUAUUUGUUCGCGAUGUUUGAUGAAAACCUGAAGGAUGCUGGAAUUGAGCAACAUUUUGGUUUGUUUCUUCCAAGUCAACAGCCUAAAUAUCAGAUUAGUUUUGGUUGAUUGAAGAACUAAUAAUUACUAGUAGUUUGAAUGUAUUAUUAUUUUGCCUAAGGUUCAAACGUUAAUAAGCAUGUACUCAUAUGUACUAUCUAUUUUUAAAAUAAAAGGAUUGUAUAAAUUCCAUAGGAAAUGAAUUCGAAA
This is a messenger RNA of Mercurialis annua (annual mercury), 1320 nucleotides long. RefSeq names its product glucan endo-1,3-beta-glucosidase-like. Gene Ontology annotation, biological process: carbohydrate metabolic process. Lineage: Eukaryota; Viridiplantae; Streptophyta; Magnoliopsida; Malpighiales; Euphorbiaceae. The transcript has 3 exons. The record is from RefSeq and is a predicted model, not a curated record. Gene Ontology annotation, molecular function: hydrolase activity, hydrolyzing O-glycosyl compounds. The coding region runs from base 1 to 1179 and encodes 392 amino acids. Gene Ontology annotation, cellular component: plasma membrane.